UAGCAGAUCAGGUUGACAGUGACUAGUCCCAGUGCAGGGAAGUGCAAGGAGAGGGAGAGAGAGAGAGAGAGAGAUGAGCUUCAAAGUUCGAGGCUACCUCUCAUAGCAGGAAAUUUCGGCGGGGGGGGGGAAGAGAGGAAAGGGAAAAAAAAAGAGAGCUUGCAAUUAAGCAGGGGGUCUCUUGAAGCCUUACCAUUGCAGCUUAUUUCCCAGGGGUUGUUUCCUCCCCCCCCCGCUUUUUUGCAAAAAAAGAAAAAAGAGAGAGAUCAGCCUGUCUUCUGUUAUUUCCCUACUCCUUUCUUCUUUCUCUCCCUCCAAAUUUUGACUUUGGCUUUUCCUUUAACCUCCCGCCCCGGACACCCCCCUCUCCUCCUCCUCCUGUUCUCCCCCAAUGCCAGCCAUGAUAGAGAAGGGCCCAGAGGUCUCAGGCAAAAGAAGAGGCAGGAAUAACACUGCAAACCAGUCCAGCGGCGCUUCUAACAGCUCUGCCUCCGUCGGAGCCAACAACGCUAACAAUGGGAAUAGUAAAAGUUUGGCAGCGGCAGCAGCGCCCAAUGGGAAUGGCAGCAGCGCCGCCAACUCUUGGGAAGAAGGCAGCUCUGGGUCUUCUAGCGAUGAAGAGCAUGGAGGAGGAGGCAUGAGAGUGGGAACCCAAUACCAAGCCGUCGUUCCUGACUUUGAUCCCGCUAAACUUGCAAAGCGGGCUCAAGAGAGAGAGAAUCUUGGUAUGCUGGUCUGGUCGCCCAACCAGAAUAUUUCUGAAGCAAAGUUGGAUGAAUACAUUGCUAUUGCAAAAGAAAAGCAUGGCUACAACAUGGAACAGGCCCUUGGGAUGCUGUUUUGGCACAAGCAUAACAUUGAGAAAUCUCUGGCUGAUCUACCUAACUUCACCCCUUUCCCAGAUGAAUGGACGGUUGAAGACAAAGUUUUGUUUGAGCAGGCUUUCAGCUUCCAUGGGAAAACAUUUCACCGAAUUCAGCAGAUGCUUCCUGAUAAAUCGAUAGCAAGCUUGGUGAAGUUCUACUAUUCCUGGAAAAAGACAAGAACCAAAACGAGCGUCAUGGAUCGUCAUGCUAGGAAGCAGAAAAGAGAAAGGGAAGAAAGCGAGGAUGAAAUGGAAGAAGCAAAUGGAACUAACCCUGUUGAUAUUGAGGUUGAACAAAACAAGGAGAGCAAAAAAGAGAUUCCUACUUUGCAGGUGUCUCCAGUGGAAACAGUUCCUCAGGUCAAGAAGGAAAAGCACAGUACCCAGGCAGCUAAGAACAGAGCCAAGAGGAAACCCCCCAAAGGAAUGUUCCUUUCUCAGGAAGAUGUGGAGGCCGUCUCCGCCAACGCAACAGCCGCUACCACCUUGCUGAGGCAACUGGAUAUGGAAUUGGUCUCCAUCAAACGACAGAUUCAAAAUAUCAAGCAAACAAACAGCGCUCUGAAAGAGAAACUUGAAGGGGGUAUAGAACAAUAUCGGCUGCCAGAGGUUACACUGAAAUUUAAUGCUCGCUGGACCACCGAUGAGCAACUUCUUGCUGUGCAAGCAAUCAGGAAAUAUGGCCGAGACUUUCAGGCAAUCUCUGAUGUGAUUGGAAACAAGUCUGUGGUGCAAGUGAAAAACUUUUUUGUAAAUUACCGGCGCCGUUUUAACAUAGACGAAGUCCUACAGGAGUGGGAAGCGGAGCAUGGCAAAGAGGAGGCUAAUGGAACCACUACUCAGAAACCAGUAAAAUCACCUGAUAAUACCAUUAAAGUGUCUGAAGAAGAAGAUGAGGCUACUUCUGUUUUGGAUGUCAGAUAUACAUCUGCAUCAUGAGAAGCUCAGGUAGCCUAGAACAAUUUUAUGUUUUGACUACUGUGUUAUACAUGAUAUCAGGUAUUAGCAAAACCUCAGACAGCCAUCUGCGUCAUAUCUCCGUGGACAAGCAGCUGUUACCAAAAAGAGAGAGAAUAAAUCACAAACUCAAGGCAAAAAACACGUGUGUUCCUGCGCUGUAUUUGCCUUAAUUUUCUCCUCAUCCCUCCAUACUGCCUCCACUUGCGCUUCUGCAGUUCCUGGGAGAAGUUCUCUGUUGUUCAACAACAUCUGGCUUCAAGCAUUAGCUAUUCCUCAACCAUCUACACACUGCCAUGUAAACCUUUAUGAACUAGCCCUCCUCCCCAAGCUCAGAAGUUGCUUUCUGACAACAGGAGCGCUUCUACAACUUGCUCCCUGAUAGUAUGUAUUCUAUAUGGCCUUGUGUGGUUUCAGCUUAUUUUCUGAUGUAAUCAUUAUUCUUAAGGUGACGUUUUUAAAUCUUUUCUUAAAAAAUAAAAUCAAAUGAAUGAGCUUUCUGUCAAAAAAAAAAAAAAAGGUAUUGUGCUCAUGCCAGGUGGCCUGGCGGUUUCUCUGAAGCCAGGGGACAAGGUGGGUGAAUGUGAUUUCAGGGUUGCAAACAGUAGACCACCACCAGCCUCCUCGCAUGUACAAUUCUUUCCUCGCAGUUGUAUUCAGCUCCUUUUUUUUAGAAAACUCGCCAUUUUUACUUGUGAUUUUUAUUAUCAUUACUGUAAUGGACCUUUUUAUUUAGUGCAAAAGGGAAUGUGCAUUCUGUAACCUGCUUUGAAAUUAUCAUAUGUAUAUACACACAUACACCAUGGCAUUCAAUAUACUUGCGUUAUUACCUCGAAUGCUAACACAAGUGAGGGUGUGUGGUUUUUUUACACUCUAGUCUAGGAGGUUAAGGCAAAACAGCAGCCUUUUCUAUUUGCUUCGGAGUUCUUUUGCAUUUGCUAGCAUCUUGUCAUCUUAAGGAAGAGACCUCAUGCCCCACUGAAGUGAAUGGAGGCUGUACAGUAGCCUUGCUUGGUUAAUUGUUUUCCUGGACAAAGUGCUUGGCCUGCAGUGCAAAUUAGAACUUCAGUCCAUUUAAAUGUGUAUUUAAACAGAGGAGACCACCCCACAGUGUAGUCUCCAAUGCCCUUUUUCCCACCCCAAGAGCUCUUUCUUAUGCUACCCUGGCAGCAUCCAAACUGCUGUCACCUACUUCCUUACAACACUGGAAGCCCUGCCAUGUGCGAAGAGCCAUUAUGGCAAGUUCCACACCAGCACUGUACUUCCUAGGGGCUGGGGUGAAGCUAGUAUGGGAAAUAGAAGAGGUGGAGGCUUCUCCUUAGGGUUCUGACCUCAGCAGCAUGGGAAAUACUAAUGUCCAAAGGAGCACUUCAACUAAAAUAUGCAGGAAGUAGAGUUCUUUAAUACUUUCGUCAGCAAAUUAGUUGUAACAAUGCAAAAUUAAUGUAAUAUUUUAAUCGGGGCUGUCCAGAGAGGUGUGUGUGUGUGUGUGUGUGUGUGUGUGUGUUUUAGUUGAUUUCAUUGUCAGGUUACUUUUAAUGUAGAAAUCAAAUUUAAAUAAAAGUUGCAUCCUCAAUGUUGAUGCUUUUUUAAGGCACUGAGGGAGAUUAAUUUACAGCUUCAUAAACUUACCACUCUUUAGACAGAAAAGCAAUCUUUAAUAGUUUCUUUAUCAUGCCCUUCAUACAGUAACAGCUUCAAAUAUAAGUGCGUGCCCUUCACUUGAAGUCCCACGGAUUUUAAAAUUGACCCUCCACCCAUGAACUGACCUACCAAUUAAAGCUGAUCAAAGCUUGCUGUCUUCAUACAUGGUUUGUUUGGUAUGCUAAAUGCCACCACAAAUAUAUGGGGAAAGAGGUCUCAUCAUAGCUCUUGUUUCCUGGAGUAAUGUAAAUGCCUUAUUUUUAGAAGGGCCUGUCCCUUCUGUUUUGAUAAUUAAAAAUAUAUGCAGUUGAAGCACAACAGGUGGCUUAUUCCAUAGGCCCUGCAUUAGUCUAUGUAAACAUCUUAACUGCUGCUGCUUAGAUAGCUGUGAUGCUUUUAAAAAAAACAAAACACCAUCCUCAUCAUUGGGGACUUCCACUAUGCAUGAGAAGGCAGAAAGAACACACUUUGUCAUCCUUUUCAGUAGCUGAAACCACAAAAGAAUUUCAGCCAGCUGUUAGACAAUUAUUAGUGAUCUUUUCCAAUGACCACAAUAACAGCCCAACCAUCUGCCCAUUUUACCCUAAUUGCUUAGAGCAGCGAGAGGGGACCUGUGGCCCUCCAGAUGUGGUUGGACCAACUCCCAUCACCUCUUGCUGGCUGGAGCUGAUGGGAAUUGUAAUCCAACCAUAUCUAGAAGGCAGCAGGGUCUCCGACCCUAGUUUAGAGCUGGGAGGGGGAACCUUUGGCCCUCAAGAUGUUGCUGAACUACAACUCCCAUAAUCUCUGGCCAUUGGCCAUGCUUACUGGGGCUGAUGGGAGUUGUAGUUCAGCAACCUCUGAAGGGCCAAAGGUUCCCCACACUUGGCUUGGGCUGCAAUCCCAAUACCUGUCUACUCAGAGGUAAGAUCCAUUGGGUUCAAUGGGAUUUACUCCCUGGUAAGUGUGUAUUGGAUUGCAGCAUUAGAGAAUCAGGAACAGCCCCAAGAUCAAGGCUAACUCUAGCCACUUGGAAGUACCUUUUGAACAAGGCUUCAAGCAGCUGCCUGAUAAUGAACUGUAGGAGGCCAAGGUAUAAUGUUACCUGUUUUCUUAUCCAGGUUAAAAACAAACAUAUAGAUCACUCCAAGAAUCACGUAGAACAACGGAAAUGAUAAAACCCUUUGAAAAAUAACACCAGUAAAUCUACUGAGGAGCAGAGGCAUUGAAAAGCACUAGCAUGCAAAUGGUAAAAUCUUAGCCUCCUUCCUUAACUCCUAAGUGACACCUCCUUGUGCCUGUUGAUAUCUGACCCAGAUUACCAUCUCUGGAAACUGUUUUUUAAAUUAUUAUUAUUAUUAUUAUUAUUAUUAUUAUUAUUAGCCUAUACAUAUUGAAUUGCGUGUGUUCCCUGCCAGGCAAGGUUACAAAGAGUUGCUGCUUCCAAAAGUUGUGAUACAGAAUUGGCAUAUUUCAACAGUGCCCUAAGUUGGCUUUGAGUUGCCACCAAGUAAUUUAUUUAAUUUUAAAAACAACCCUGGACUUAAAUAAAAAACAGCUACAGUACUAGGCAAUGUGCAAUUUUAUAAAAAUAAAGAGUUCUCUUAUGUAAAUGUUUUAUAUUACAUUAGCAAAGGAUAUAAUAGCCAGUUUGGGAUGGUUUGAAAUGGUCUGCCUCAAAUCCAUACUGUCUGAACUAAAAUGUAUGAUCAUUGCUUCACAUGAUGUAUAUGUUGCCUAACUGUAUUGUUUGAGAUUGCGGGUGUGGGGGAAUAUUUGAAAGCUCUCCAACACAGAAAACUCUCAUGCUAUUGAGAAUGUUAGGGACCCAUCUGUACCUUUCAUCUAAAGCAGUAUCAUACCACUUUAAACUGUCCUGGCUUCCCCCAAAGAACCCUGGGAACUGUAGUUUGUUAAAGGUGCUGACAGUUGUUAGGAAAUCCCAAUUCCCCUCCCCAAAGUGGUUUAACAGUUAGUCCCUCUUCCCAGGGAACACCCGGAAUUAUAGCUCUGUGAGGGGAAUAGAGGUCUCCUAACAACUCUCACCACCCGUAACAAAUUACAGUUUCCAUGAUCCUUUGAGGGAAACCGUGACUUUUUAAAAUGGUAUGGUAUUGCUUUAAAUGUACAGUUCAGAUGGGGCCAAGGACUGGAAUGUCUCUCUGACAUGCUAGGUUUGCGUCUGUAGGGAACAUUUAUGUAGGGUAACAUUUGAUCUCCCAUCUGCCACUGAAGUGGUGCAGUCCAGCAGGGCUUAUCAUGUGACUUAGCUCUGAAUAUAAGUAUGUUGCAUUGCUCUCUUCAGCAAACCUACCAAACAUGAUCAGAAAGAGAUUGGGUUUUGGCUUGAUACCCUGUGGAAGUCAACAUACAAUCCUUCUACCAGGAAGAGAAAUCAUGUAUAUUCCUUCACCUCUUCACUGCUGUCUUAUUGUAGACAUCCAUACAAUAGACUAGCACUGACUUUUCACCAGUUAAUUGAACAAUGCCUGCAACUGUUCCAUUACGAAACAAGGGGAAAUUAUCUAGCUUUCAGUGUUUGUUUUUUAGAAUAAUCUGGUCUUCUGUAUUGAAAGACUUCCGUUUUGUUGUUCAAGCAUUGUUUUAACUGAGGCUCUGCAUUCUGAUUUAGAAAGGUCCACAAAGAUUACUACAGAAUAUGUAAUAUUCACUUAAAUUUUGUUUCUUUAAGCUGUCAAUGUGAAUGUUAUAUAUAUAUUGCGUAAAAUGGGAAAUUUUAUUCCUUCUAAGUUAUUGUGCAUGAUAGUAUCGCUAAGACAAAGUGGUACUUUUUUAAAAAAAAUAGGUCUAGAAAUUUUAAGAAAUGUAUGUGCGCCAUAAUUUUUACAUUUGUUCUAUUUAAUUUUUAAAUAUGGUUGUGCAACAUGCUAGGAUAUUUUUUUCAUUUCCCCCAAUCUGCUCUCCUUAUCCAUCAGAAUGCCUUGUUACUUGAAUAUUGUAUCCUAACUGGUCUGAAACACAGCAGUCAAACUUCUGUAAGAACCAGGGGGUGGGGGUGGGUAGGGAAAGCAACACAUUCAAUGUAUGUUGUGCUUAAAAUAGCUUCUGCAAAAGUUGCACAGUCAUACGUUUAGUAGUGGCUACAACUGGCAGUGCAGCCAUAUAAGGGUUGUUCUCAUACAUAUUUCAGGGAUUUUUUAGAUGCUUUUUACAAAUUCUCCUUUGGAAGUUUAUACAUCUGUUGGGGAGGGGGAAUUGUGCCCCCUCACCCCACUCCCUGAUCUUUGCGCCACUGCAGGCAUUCAACAGAAAGUGUGGAAGAGACUUCUGCCCAUGUAUAGCUAGGUAUCCAUGGGGUCUUCAGUGUGAUCAGAACCCUGCACAGUCAGGGUUUUUGAUCAUGCGGAACACCCUAUGCAAGUUGUAUGUAUAUAGAUGCCCCUUUCAUGCCUUCUGCUAAGCACACAGAGAUUGGAGGAAAGGCACCUGGCUAUUACCUUAUUCUCCACUCCAUGUAGUCAAUAUAUGCAUGAAGGUGUUAAGGAGGGGUAAGCUCUGCCUUCUCAUCUGCUAGUCAGUGUGUUGUCUGCCUAGCCUGUCCAGCAAUGCCUCUCAGGAAGUCAGGUAGCACCUCCCUGCCACCACCACCCAAAAAAGAGCCAGGUUAGAGUAGAGAACCAGUGGUUUGUUCGAAAGUAAAGCUGCACUUCAGGAGAGAAUCAUACUGUCCUAUUCUACAGCCUCAAGUGGCUCAUUUCAAGAUGUACCAGAAAUGCCAAACAGAAGGCUCUCAGAUCAAAUGCCAGCCAACACAAUUUUUGAAACUUUUGAUAGAUGGGUGCUUAGUCCCAAGCAUGACAUUUACACUAGCCUGUGGGCAGGGAUUGAUGUAUUUUUUUUCCAGCAGCUAAUCCCAUGCAAAAGAACCCCCCCCCUUGAAAUGAAGUAGUUUGUCAUGUGGCAUUGGCAGGCCAAGGAAGGAACGUUGUUUGAGAAAACAAAGAGAAAAAUCUAAUGCCUGUUUGAGUUGCAGAAACUAGCUUCAUUGUUCUUUGAAUCUUGAUCUUUGGUAAAAAUUGUAAAUUUAUUUAGCAACUUUUUUUUUAAGCACAAAAACUUUCCUCAGUUGAUACCCUGGCCAACAAUUUUGAAACCUGGGUAAAAUAUGCUAAAAGCUGGAUAAAAUGUGCUAAUUGUCACUUUAACUCUUUGCUCUUGUUUAGAGUCUGUCUAUCUGUCUCUCUCUCUGUCUCUCUCUCACACACACACACCACCUGUUGCGUACCAAAUACAGUCUGAGCAUUUUGUUAUAGCCUAACUUCCUUACUGUAUAGACGAGUGUUAAGACUUUUCAAUUUUAAAACAAAAACCUGCAAAAUUAGCAAAGUACAAAAAUGGCAUAAGAGAAUAAAACUUUUUUUCUAAGUCUGUAUUUUUUAAAAAAAGCAUUUAGACUUGGACUUGAACCAAGGACAAAAAUCAGUGUCACUAUUUUUAAUGAGUUUUAUUAGCUCCAGUUUGUGUUCUUAGCAUGUUGAAAUCGAUACAUCUUGUGCAAUGCCCUAAAUCCCAAGUAUACUCCUGCUCCCCAGAAAUAAUGCAGCUUUUUUUUCCCCGGGCACAAUCCGCCAUGCACUGAUGCUGCAUAGCCUCUAUUCAUUUCAAUGGGGCUUGCACUAGAAUCCCUCACUUGUAAGCAUCCCUGGAACAGAUGGAAGCUAUACAUCAGCAGUGCCUGUUGGAUAGAGGUCACUGUGGAUAGUAAAGCACAAUUGCAGUGAAAGCUUCAGUUCUAAAGAGAAGGUCAGUAUAUGUCUAUGCAUGUUGUAUAUUAAUGAGUGUUUACAUUCAUAUUCUCAAAUUUAAAUUUAUACUGGAGUGUAUAGUUAUUCCAUUAUGUAGAUUUUAUCAGUUUUGUUGAAUUCUCAUAGACAGCUUACAAGGUUCACCCACCCCCCAUUUGCAGAACUUUAUGAUGUUUAAGGUUAAGUUUGCAAGUAUAAUAACAUUCUGUAUUAGCCUUUGAAGUGAUAAGAUUAUUCAUUGGGGGUAGGGUUUUUUUAAGUAUGUAGUAAUAAUGCUGUUGUAAGUAAUAUUUUCAUGACUCCCCCCAUCGCAUUAUUUAGUACAUUUACUGUGAUGAAUGGUCAUAGAAUUAUAAAACUGCUUAGCCACUGAAAAUAAUAGUUUGGGGGCUUUUCUUUUUCCCCUCUUUGAAUUAUCAAUUUACUGUAAGAAGAAUAAUGAGGAGGGGAGUUCACGAUUCAUUUCUGAAAUUCUACACAGUUCAUUUUUCUAUGAUUUCCAAUGUUUGCUGACAUGAAAUUAAAAAAAAUCAA
Molecule: messenger RNA, 8745 nt
Organism: Rhineura floridana
Lineage: Eukaryota; Metazoa; Chordata; Lepidosauria; Squamata; Rhineuridae
Gene: RCOR1
Product: REST corepressor 1
Exons: 12
Coding region: 392-1804 (470 amino acids)
Biological process (GO): negative regulation of DNA-templated transcription; regulation of transcription by RNA polymerase II
Cellular component (GO): transcription regulator complex; histone deacetylase complex
Molecular function (GO): transcription corepressor activity
Source: RefSeq, a predicted model, not a curated record